AUGAGGCUUUUGCACACAAAAGAUUUUGUCUUCAGGGACUUCUUCGACGCCAAAAUACCUCCAUACGCCAUCCUCUCCCACCGAUGGAGCGACGAAGAAGUGAGCUACCGGGACUUUCUCGAACAGAAGGCUCAGGUCCUAAGUGGAGGGUACAAAGGGUACGGAUGGACGAAGAUCCUGAAAGCUUGUGAAAAGGCCUGGAAUGAACGGCUGGACUGGGUCUGGAUUGAUACGUGUUGCAUCGAUAAGUCAAGUAGUGCUGAACUGUCCGAAGCUAUCAACUCGAUGUACAAGUGGUAUCGAGGUUCCUUCACGUGUUUUGUUUUCCUCCCGGAUGUCCACGACCUUGAACGUUGCACGUGCAAACUGAAAUCUCGAAAGACCCACGGGGAAACUACCUUUAAAACAUUCUACGUCGAAGAACUCAAGCGGAGCACGUGGUUCACCCGAGCGUGGACUCUCCAAGAGCUACUCGCCCCAUGGAACGUUCUCUUCUACAAUGCCGACUUCCGGUGUGUUGGGACACUGGAGAACCUGGCAGAACAUGUUUCAGAAGCCUCCCACAUCCCAAUGGAGUUCCUGAGCGCUGGGGAAGUGGCUCCCAUGUCUCAGAGAAGAUUUUGUCCAACACCAGUGCAUUUGGCAAGCGUCGCUCAGCGUAUGGGGUGGGCCGCGCGACGGCAAGCUAGUCGAUCGGAAGAUAUAGCCUACAGCCUCCUCGGAAUUUUCGACGUCAACAUGCCGCUGCUGUAUGGCGAAGGAGAGCGCAAAGCUUUCCGGCGAUUGCAGAAGGAAAUCAUUGCAUCCUCGCCAGAUGAGUCUAUCUUCUGCUGGUCGGACGAGGGGAAAAAGUAUUUCGAGAAGGAGAGCAUUUUGGCGGCUACCCCGGGCUGUUUCGCCAGCUCUACGGGAGUCAAGUUCAAUGCUGCAUGUUGGUCGGGUGUCGAAAUGCGCCCUCGCUGCGAAAUCUUCAAUCGCGGAAUACGCUUCGACGUCAUCAUGAGGACUGAAAGCCCCGGGCGCAAGGGUGACAAUGCAGCAUCCACGCGCAGCGACAACAAGACAUCGCCGCGGCAGCUGGUUGACCGUUUUAUCCUGCCUUUGAAUUGCUCCCACGUUCAGUCACGAGGCUGCUUCGCGUUGCUUGUGUUCACAAAGCACAGUCGCAAGAGCUCCCGAGACGGGCACGAGUGGGUAUUGGAGAGCUGUAGGACAGCGGACUUGCUUUACGGUCCCCCCCUGGUCCACACCGCCCGCGAAAGCUGGUCACAUUACCACGACUAUUGCUGGCGGUCAAUGAAGCAGAAUGGGUUGGAGGUAGAGGGAGUGCCACUUGCAGAACAGCUGCUCGACGCGGCGCCUGAUACUGUUAGUUGUCAGUUGUAUCUUGAAAUAUGA
Molecule: messenger RNA, 1398 nt
Organism: Saxophila tyrrhenica
Lineage: Eukaryota; Fungi; Ascomycota; Dothideomycetes; Mycosphaerellales; Extremaceae
Exons: 3
Coding region: 1-1398 (465 amino acids)
Source: RefSeq, a predicted model, not a curated record